ACAGGCGUCCUCUCCACAUCUAUUUCACCUUCAGUUGCAUCUAAUUCCACAAAAUAUGUAAAGCCAGAGCCAGUUUUUAUGUUCAAUGGCUAUUACCUAUUUCAAGGGAGCACCUCGGGCUAUGAUCUUCAGAGUUUAUCUCUGAUGAAUGAAUCACACAGUCCCAGACCACAUGUACAAUAUCAAUUAUUAAUGGCACAGUUUGUCCCAUAGCUUCUGAAUUGAAUGCUUUCAAACACCCUGUUUAUUCGCCCUGCGCUGAAACAAACUGUAACAUCAAAAGGUUCUGUCUUUGGCAGCUUGGGGCAGUACUAUGUAUGUCACGACUGAUGCCUGUUCCUGUUUUAUGUUGAAAGGACUUCCUGUUUCACCUCAGCUGUUUUUUGUCAUCCCGGUUUCACCACGCACACCUGUCAGUAAUCUGUAAUCACACCCAGUACUUAAGCACCACCUCAGCCAACAGUCAGACGCCAGAUUGUUGAGUUACCUGGACCACUUUCCAGCGUUUCUCGUAUAGCUAACCUGUUGCUCGAUCCUGUCAGAACGCGACCGCCGAUUCCUGCCAACACCCUGUCUGUACCUACGCCCGGAGAUCUUGGUAUCGUUCCCGAUUGUCUGACCAUUGAAUUUUGCCUAGCCCUUGCCUGUACCUUUGCCGAGUUUACCUGUGCACCGAACCUCUGCCUGUCUCAUGGACCCGAUCUUGCCUGUUUCUCAUCGUACCUUAAACCGAGAUAUCCUGUGUAUGACCCGGACUGCCUGACGACGUUGAUACAAUAAAAACUGCUUAAUUCAUCAUGCUCGCGAGUGCGCUGUGCUUUUGGGUCCUCAUCCGUGUGUUCUUGACAAUGUACAACGUGGACUUAGGGGUCAACAACAGAGCUGUUCUUAUUUAAGGUGAAUGUUGCUCUAAAUUAAUUGCUGUGACUGAUAACUAAAAUACAAUCAAUGCAAGGUCUAAUACUCUCUGCUUUGUAGUGUUUUUAGUGGGAGGGAAAUGAGGUGGAAGUGAUUCUCCUGCAAAACAAACAACACACAUCGUCCUGUCUCUGACCUUAAAGGGACUUAUUGGAACAAGCCCAGAACAAAGCUCAUUAUAUAUUCUAUUAUCAUAUCAUCAAUUUUACGUUUGGAGUAUGUGCGCAUUUGGAGUUUGCUCUCAUAUUACUGACAUUACGCUACAGUGUGUCCGAUUAACGCUGUUACCGUAAACAUCUCAUCAAUCGCGCACUUCGACGACCCAGUCGACCGCGGUGCACCGCGGAGCAGGAUGGUCACAACAGGGACGUAACCGAAACCAGACGUUUUAUUAGCACCAGGAAAAACACAGACGAGCGGAUUCUGCUUUUACAAUCGUUACAGAGCAACAGUGACGAGGCAACGGUAACUUAACUUAACUUGAGGUAACGUAACCUCAAACCUGUAACCUAAAACAAAUAGCAGGUGUAAAACUGGCAUUUUAUUCUAUUAUUAUUUCAUUUGUGUAGUUUUAAUUAACAUUUUUUAUCAGUUUUCUCGUGACAUUUUAAUUGUUCUCUUUGUGUUUUAAAUAUAGUUUAUUAUCUGAGAGUGAUUUGGUGCAAGAGUUUUACAGUAAUGUGGAUUACCAGAGACCUAUGUAUUUGGCUUCUGCUUCAGUACAGCUUUAAUUCAUCGUCCACAAUUUGGUGUUUGGGAACUGAAGCGAGUAAACUUUUAAUUGAGUCAUCAUGCAGCUUUGAGUUUUACCUUGAUUCAGAGAAGACUCUUGCAGUUCCUGGAGUGCAACACUGCACUUCAGGAACACUUUUCACACGCUGAGAGAUGACACCAACAAAGCCAACAACUUUGCUUCCCUUGCACAAUGGGAGCCCGCCUGAGGUCUUAGCGUUGUACGCGCUUCACCCAGGUACUGCAAACUCCAAUAGUCUCCACUUAGUGCAGGCUUUUUAUUGAAAUGUGACACGCCUUGAAGUUGUAUGAUAUGGGCGUAUGGUAUGGUUACAAUGAAUACAUGAAAAUCAUACUGCAGACAAGAAAAUUCCAUAUAAGGAUAAAAUACUUGAUUGGUUUGUACAAGCAUACUGUAGGCGUAAAGCAUCAUGAACUGUUUAACCCUAAGACUGCUGACCUUUUUCUGGCCCUUUAGUUAUUUGCAGAUUGAAUUUAUACAAGUAUCAGCAUAUUUGCCACCUUCAAAUGUAAAAGAUUUCUAUGGUAGGAGUUUUGUCAGGUAACACCCUCUUUUAUGGUAAGUCCAGUGUUCCAUGCAACACAGCGAUUGUUUGCCAAUAUGGGAUUGGUCUGUCUAAAUAAUACUGUUGUGCUAAGAGAUAAUUUAAGAUUAGAAAAAACCUUUAAUAGUCCCACAGUGGGAAAAUUACCUCACACAACAGCAGGUACAGAUUAGAGAGAAUAAAGUGACAGAACAGUUUAUGUUGGCACAGUACAAUGCAGUAUAUAGUAUGAGGUCACUGGGAGGGUUAUUGCACAGUAAUGAAUAUAAGUCUUGGACCGGUUUGCACUAAUGUUGCACAGCAAAUUUGUUGCACAUUGUGUAAAUAGUGCACAGAGUUUGCACAAAUAUUGUGCAGAGCAGAUUUCUAUACCACUGAUGCAGUGGGUGAGUGAAUGUAGUGGGACGUGGUUAACAGUUGUGGUUACACAGUCUGAUAGCAGCAGGUAGGAAAGAUACAGCAGCUACUCACAAUAUUCAUGAACUAAAUGUCUUCUCCUGACAUUUCAAUCUGCUCCUCAGAUUAUUUCACACUGGAUUCAUGAUUCUACUGAAUACUUCAGUUUGUUGUUACAGCCACUGCUGUAGCCUUUGCAAUGAAGUUGACCAUUGAUGACCCAACGAACUGCAUAGGGUUCGUCAUCGUGACUCUUAUAUAAUUCUCAAGACUCAACCACCUUUGGAGCAUCAGUUUCAAUGCACAAAUCCAAUUCGGAAUCAAUAUCAUGUAAGUUAACUUCCUUCAGAUAAGGUCAGUGUGGCAACAGACACACACAGGUGUUCUGAAAAAAAAAAGGUAUCAUCAUCAGCAUCAGUGACAUUGUUUUGUCUUUGCACAAUGGUGACAAUAUUAUUAGUUGUUUUCUAUCAGAAUGUGAUGAAUUUAUUUCCAAGAUUGCACUUGUUGCAGCCAACUCUGUUUCAAGACCCAGUUGUUUCUUUUUCUCUGUUUCUCUGUUGCACUUGACCUUCUAAUACAAAAUUUCUGGUCAACCCCCAUUGAAAAUUGGUGAAGUGUUUCUUUAACAUUACAUAAUCAAUUAUUAUUAAGUUCUCAGUUAUUUCAUGAGAUGUGUUGAUAAAAUGUGUUUUUGUUCAAUACAGUGUUUUGAGGAUGGGGAAAUAUAAAGCAAAAGCUUUGGUGCUGGCUGGAGUUUUUAGCCUGUUGAUCCUUCAUCUCUGCAAAGAUUUUAUUAAACCCAAAACAAUCCAACUUCCGGUAGAUGGGCAAGAGAAUGACAGAAAAAUAACGCAACUUUACAGAAAUGACUCCUAUGUGUCCUUGUGGCCAAAAUGUGAACAGAAUACUUCAGCUGCAAACAUCAUAGGCUUCAGCUCUCUUCCUGGUCAUAUACAAGACUUUCUCUACUACAGACACUGUCGCCAUUUCCCCAUGUUGCUGGAUGUUCCUGACAAAUGUGGAGGAGCUUCUCAGUCAGCAGAAGUCUUCCUUCUACUGGUCAUUAAAAGCUCCCCUGUGAACUACGACCGCAGAGAGGUGCUGCGUAAAACCUGGGCUGAGGAGAGAGAACAAAACGGUGUGUGGAUCCGAAGGCUCUUCAUCUCAGGAACCAUGGAUUCUGGUCAUGAGAAGAACCGACUGAACAAACUACUGGAACUGGAGCAUCGUGAGCACAAUGACAUCCUCCAGUGGGAUUUCAGUGACUCCUUCUUCAACCUGACCUUGAAGCAGAUCCUCUUCCUGGAAUGGAUGGAAAAAAACUGUCUAAAUGCACGUUUCCUGUUAAAUGGUGACGAUGACGUCUUCGCCAACACAGACAACAUGAUCCAGUAUCUUCAAGGUCUUGAAGACAAUAAUGGGAGCAAACACCUUUAUGCUGGCUUUGUGUUUGAGAAUACUGCACCUGUUAGAUAUACACUGAGCAAAUACUUUGUCCCAGUCCAGGUGCAAGAGUCAGAGUCAUACCCUCCUUACUGUGGUGGUGGAGGCUUUCUGCUGUCUGGCUAUUCAGCAUUGGUCAUAAACAAUAUGUCCCAGUCCAUUACUCUGUUUCCCAUUGAUGAUGUUUACAUGGGCAUGUGUCUGGCCAAAGCAGGACUUGUUCCUGUUUCCCAUAUGGGUGUGAAGACUAUAGGAUUGACUAUUCACUCUGGAAACAUAGAUGAACACGAUCCUUGUUAUUAUAAAGAGCUUCUACUGGUUCACAGAUUUAUCCCAGCUCACAUAUAUCUGAUGUGGCACAGAAUACAUGAUCCCAGUCUAGUAUGUGGUAUUCAAAAUGUCUAUCAAAACAAACCUUGAUGAAGCCUUUGGUCAUCAAAGUCACUGGAACCACCUAAAAACUAUGGUUGUAAUUAUAGACAAAAUAUUGUUUUGUAAUUGUAAAUGUAACCUUUUGUUUUAUAUUGAAUUUUGAUACGUUUAGCCCUACACGCUAUCGGUAAUUGUGUUAUAUUAUUGUUUAUUACUGAGGCUGUGUUUGAUGCAUAAAUGUUUGAUAAUAAGAGACAUUAUGUAGCACUCUAUUCCAGACUCUACUGACACCCAGGCCUACUUGAUGUUAGUCAUGUCUAUGUCAGUCAUAGUCACUGUAUAGUUAUGUCCAUCAAACCCCAAAGGAAUCCAAUGUGGUCCCAAGCUAGACCUGUAUUAGGGCGUAGUGGGGUUUGAAAGGCUCCACGCUUGAUCAAUAUAUUUGCUACAAAUUCCUGUAUAUUAGUUUUCUUUACAAACUACAUAUAUUUCAAUAUGAUAAAGUAUUGACUUGUGCAGUCAAAUUUUGCCUAACUGCUGUUUGUAUUCAAACAGAUGCAAACUAGUUCCGCUUACUGGGACGGAAGGACACGCACUCUCAUUUUAUUUUAUUUACUAAACAUCACACUAAACCGAAUUACUAAUUACAAGACAAAGCAAACAGAAAGUGACGUCAUGAACAAGAAAAAGCAAGAACAAAACAAAGACGUCACUAGAAAAAACAAGACAAGAGCGCCCCCACGAGGCAUGAAGGGCAAGUUGUAUUUAACAAACAAAACCAAAUAUUUUUGUUUUUUACAAAAAUAUACUUUAAUUUGAAUUUCAACAUUUUUUUAUUUAUUUUUGUCAGCUAUUUCUUGAUUUCAGUUGCUGUUAACAAAUGCUUUGGUUGUUGUUAUAUACAUAUACAUUUAUAUACAUUUACUCACUACCAUAUAAUUGUUUUUUCAUAACCUCAUAUAUUAUAAAAUAAAAAACUUACUUUUUCUUACUUACUUACUUUUAUAAAAAAUAAAAUCUUUAUAGUGAACGAUGCAGUGAAACAGUGAAAGGCAAUAGAAGUAUCAUAUAUGUAAAUGAUGAAAACCUGAUCAUAAAUAUGAUAACAAUAUGAAAAUUGUGGCAAGAGCUAGAAUGACACUGGAAAAUGUUGUCACUGUGUGAGCAGCUCAGCCCCUUAUUUCCUAUAGUCAAAUUUUCUCAGUGGGAUGAGCUGUCUGAGGGAGACAAAUCAUAAACAUAAUUAAUGAAAUUUUUUUUUAUACAACAGUGCCUUGUACAAACUCAAGUCAUGUGAAACCUUAUUGUAAAUGCUUGUAGUGAGUCACCAAAACCAAACCUCUUUUUUUGUCCAAACAUAACAUAACUUUCUCAUGAAAACCUACAGGAAACAGCCAGAAAGACCAUGACAGGUCAUCGCCAUAUCAGCUAAACAUUUACAGUUUUUAUUGGUCGCUUUGACCUGUUUAGUCUGUCUGUGUCGUUCUUCACUAGCAUGGAGGAGGAAGUCAAAAGCAGAGACUAAGUAUUGUGGAAAAUUUUGUGUUUGCAUGACAUGCUGUCAGAGUUUUUCCUGGGGGGGGUCAUUGAGCAUUUGGUUAUCGAGCAUUUGGUUAUCAGUGGGGGUUUCACAGGAACAUUGUUAAGGAAGUAAGGCACUCAUGUAUAUAUUAUAUAUAUAUUGGUAAUUUCCCCAUUGUGGGACAAUAAAGGUAUUCUAUUCUAUAUCAAGGACCAGGCAAUAGCUCAUGUGGGGGUUUGUAACAGGGUAUAAAUACAGGUCUUGUGUCCUCAGUCCUUCAGUGGAUACUUUGUACAUAGUAAGAUGUGUCUUGUGUCUUAAAUGUACUGUAACUGUGAUCCACUCUAUGUCGACACGAGAGUAAACUUUGAGAUGGUUUAUUACAAUGAUGAUCUCCAGUUGAUUUCUUUAUAAGAAGAUUUCCACAACAUUAUCAGUAGCAGCUGUGUCUUAUCCUCCAAUAGAUUUGACUGUAUUUUGGUUUACAUGUAUUUUCUGUAACAUUUACAACAUUUCAGUAUUCAGCUGCAGCUUGAAAAAUGAAUAUCAUUGAUUCCGUACUUUGCUGUCCACUGUGUUAUGACUGAUGGACGUGUUUAUGGGGUGCCAAAUGUAAAAGGAGCACCUAUAACUAGUUUUCUCACAUUUAACUAAAUGACACAACAUGUUUUCUCACAUUUAGUUAAAUGUGCAAAAGUCUAAAUGUAAAUGUUAAAUGUAAAUGUUAAA
This is a messenger RNA of Betta splendens (Siamese fighting fish), 6681 nucleotides long. Its product is annotated as N-acetyllactosaminide beta-1,3-N-acetylglucosaminyltransferase 3-like. Bases 3330 to 4478 code for a protein of 382 amino acids. NCBI's taxonomy places the organism in Eukaryota, Metazoa, Chordata, Actinopteri, Anabantiformes, Osphronemidae. The record is from RefSeq and is a predicted model, not a curated record. The transcript has 2 exons. Gene Ontology annotation, cellular component: membrane. Gene Ontology annotation, molecular function: hexosyltransferase activity.